Molecule: messenger RNA, 993 nt
Organism: Priapulus caudatus
Lineage: Eukaryota; Metazoa; Priapulida; Priapulimorpha; Priapulimorphida; Priapulidae
Product: translation initiation factor IF-2-like
Exons: 1
Coding region: 1-993 (330 amino acids)
Source: RefSeq, a predicted model, not a curated record
AUGGGCGGCGCGGCUGCUGAGGGCCGAGGGCGACCGCAUUCUCGUCGCGUCCCCGACGCCGACGACGGCACGAAGCAGAACCAUCAGCCGUCGCGUCCGCCACCGACAGCAGCCACCACGCCGCGCCGCCGCGCAGCCCUCGUCGACGCAGUCGCCGCGCGCCCCCUGGCGGGGACACCUCGCGGCCGACGCCUCGCCGGACCAUCGGCCCCGUCCGCCGCCGCCAGGGGGCCGCGCGGGGAAGCCCCGCGCCGUCGUCGUCCUGGCGGCCCGCACCCUGGCUCGGCCGCCAACUCGCAGUACGCUCCGUCGCCGCCGAGCUCCCUCAGCAGCUCCGCGCCGCCGCCGCCGCAGCAGCCUCCGCAGCAGCUGCCGGCGUCGAGCAUGCACGCGGGUUACGGACCGGUUAGCAGCUCCGGCGGAGCGGGGAUGUCGAUGGGGGGCGGGCCGGCGAAUUCGAUGUGCGGGUCGCCGCCGGCGAUGGUCGGCUCGCCGCACAUGAGCCAGUCGGGCGGCAUGUCGCACGCGAUGCCGCUGCCGCACCGCGGCGGGCAGCCCGGCAUGGGGCAGCAGCUCGGCCCGCCCCCCGGCGCAUACAUGCAGCAUCCGAUGGCGCAGCAGAUGCACAUGGGAGGCGGCGGCGGCGGCGGCGGCGGAGCGGGCGGCGGUGGUUCGAUGCCAGGUCACAUGGGUCCUCCGCCCGGGCAGAUGGUGCCGCCCGGCGGCGGACACAUGCCCGCGCAGAUGGGCGGACCGGCGCAGAUGGCGCCGCCGGGACACAUGAUGCGCGGGCACAACCCGCAGAUGUCGGCGGCGGCGGCGGCGGCGUCAUACCAGAUGCAGGCGGGCAUGGGGGCGCCGGGCAUGCAGAUGAGCUCCGGAUACCAGAUGGGCGGACACAUGGGGCCGCCCGGAGGACAGAUGCCUCCGCCGCCGCAGAUGCAGCGGGGGUACGGCGGAUACGAACAGAGCCAGUACCCGGGGUACCAGUAA